Messenger RNA from Amphimedon queenslandica, 1648 nucleotides. Its product is annotated as lysosome membrane protein 2-like. Gene Ontology annotation, molecular function: scavenger receptor activity. The coding region runs from base 43 to 1560 and encodes 505 amino acids. Gene Ontology annotation, cellular component: membrane; lysosome; cytoplasm. The record is from RefSeq and is a predicted model, not a curated record. Lineage: Eukaryota; Metazoa; Porifera; Demospongiae; Haplosclerida; Niphatidae. The transcript has 9 exons.
GUAGCUAGCUAGCUACUAGCUAGUCAACUAGUCAAGGUGAAGAUGUUAAAAAGUCGUCGAAUAUGCUGUUGUGUCUGUGGAUCAGGUUGCACAGUAGUCUCUCUCAUACUUCUUUCUCUUGCUAUUGCUUUAAUCAUCGAAUUUCCGUCUCUUUUGGAUCAUAUGGUGAAUGAAAAACUGACAAUCCUACCCGGUCAUUCCUCCUAUGAGCAGUUAAAGGAUCCUAGUCUACCCGUUUAUAAAGAUGUCUACUUUUUUAACUUGACUAACCCUGUGGAGUUCAGCCAGGGAGCAAGACCAAUUGUCAACGAGGUAGGACCUUACAGCUACAGGGAGUAUAGGAUCAAGUAUUUCAAUACAUCAGAUCUUCUCGAUGGAGAUAAUGUCCUUCAAUACACUCAAAGAAAAACCUUCCACUUCUCUUCUUCUACGUCACAGAACAAUACGUCAGAGACUGAUACUAUAUGUACUAUCAACAUACCAUUAGUGGGAGCAAUCACUCAAGUGUUAGGAUUAGAGAAUAAAGCAUUACGUUUCCUUGGUAAAAUGUUACUGAAAGCUGAGAUAAUAAUUAGAGGAGCUAAACUGUAUGUCUGUCAACCGGCAAGUGCGCUUGUAUUCAACUAUACCGAUCCACUAAUACAAUGGCUGCAUUCUAGUAAUGACCUUCGGAGAUUAGGAUUGAAUCUUCCAACUGAUUAUGUAUCUCUGCAGAAGAAUAAUUCAGCUGACGAUUCUCUUCCUAGCAAGAUAUACACUGGUCAUGAUGAUAUCAGUAAACUGGGUCAGUUUAUUCAAUGGAACAAUCUGACAAACUUAGGAAUAUGGCCAGGAGAUACAGCUAAUAAGAUUAAUGGUACUGAGGGUCUUGUGUUUCGUCCUGGUCUUAAAGAAGGGGAUUCACUUUUUGCAUUUGUUGAUGAUACUGUGCGUUCCUUUCCACUUGAGUAUAACGGGUCUAUUGAUAUUAAAGGACUACCUGCUUUUCGUUAUGCCCUUCCAAUGGAAGUAUUUGAUAGUGCAUUUAAGAAUGAAGAUAAUGCUCGCUGGGGGUCAUGGUGUCCGGAUGGUCUCAUUUACCUUGGAGUUAUACAAACACCAAGUGUACCUGUGUUUGGAUCUAAAGCACGCUUCUUGGAUUGUGAACCUGAACAGACAAGAGAUCAAGUGGAUGGAAUGCUAGUGCCUCAUAGAGAGAUGCAUGACACUUUCAUUAAUGUUCAUCCUACUAUUGGCAUUAAUAUUCAAUUUCAAAGAAUACUCCAACUUAAUGUACAAGUCAAUAGGACAGAUGAAUUCAAGGAACUCAAGAACAUCAAUGGGACCAUAUAUUAUCCUGUCCUGUAUAUUAAUGAGCAUGCUGAAUUAACUGAUGAUUUCAAAAGUUACCUAAUGAAGAAUGGACUUCAUCAGAUCACUGUUGCUACUGAUGUAAUGUACGGAGGGUAUGCUUUUCUAUUUGUGGUAGCUUUUAUUGUACUAUUGGCAGCUGUUGUAUGUUUUUGGAAAGCAAGAUCUAAUCGCAGAAGACAGGAAUAUCAGGCAAUACCCUGCAACUGAAUGAGAAUAAUUUUCAAUCAAUAUUUUCCAAUUUAUAAUAAUGCGUGAUUUUAAUUAUUGUUUUAUUCGAGACAUUUUACGAGAAAUA